UGUAAAGUCCCCAGAAUUGCAUCACAUGGAGGUCAAAGGACAUCUGAUCACAUCCAUGGGUUUGGGGGCUCCUGAUGUUCAAGGCUGCCAGGACAGCAAGCUGCAGGCUGAGAGGAUCGCAGCUCUGCAGGAGAGGAAGCAGGCCCUGGAGGCGCUCCUCAACGCCAGAGUGGGAGAGCUCAAACAAGUCUGUUUGCAGGAAGCGGAGCUGACUGGGAAGUUGCCACGUGCUUUCCCCCUGGAGACGGGAGAGAAACCCCCACCGGUGCAGCGCAGAGCUGGCCUGGCGCCCAACACCAAGGCAGAGGAUGAGGCUGCCCAAAGAAAGCAGAUGAAAGCCAUCUUCACCGGUGCUCUGUACAGACACUCGGAGUCGGACCGAAAUGUCCCAAAUAGCAAGAGGACAGUCCAUCGGGGCUGUCAUACAGAGGACACUGUCAUGUCAGAGAGCACCAGCUCCAUGUCAGAUUCAACAUCCCAUGAUAACGAGUCUUCACCCAGUGUGGCUGCUGACCAGCGCUCUCUGUCUCAGCCGCGGCUCACCGUGGGCAGCCCCGACCAUAGAAUCAGCAGGAAGUUGUCUCCGGUUGAGAUUUACUACGAGAUGAGGACACGACGCAACUCUGUCACAAGCUCUGUUAGCCCCACUCACUCUUUACCUAGAAGUGCUUCUAACGUUGAAGGCAGAAGUGUUCCAGCAACUCCUCUGUUGGCGCGAACUGCUCCGAUCAGCGUUCACGUCAGGUCAGAUGCAUCCAGUGGGAAUGGGUUGAAGCAGUGGUCUGGCAGCCUGGAUGUGCCGUACAUGAUUCCUCUGGCUCAAGAGGGCUCCUCCUCUGACCGCCGAAGCUGCCCGUACAGCUCCCGAGCGAGGCGCAGCAACAGCUCAGAGGCCCUGCUGGAUAGAUCAAGCCUCCCGGACGAUCCUGCCCCCAGGAACGGGAUGCCCCAGAGAGGAGGGCCCUACAAGAGCUCAGAGACAUUGACCGACGGCAAGCUGCGGCACAUCCACCUGGGCAGCCCCGAGAGACACGUGGACGGCUCCGGGGAGCAGGUCAAAAUGCGCCUGUCUAUGGGUGGCAGGGGGGCCAGCGGAGGCUACAAUGAGCUUUUGAUGGACUAUAUCUGGGGGAAACAGCAGAGGAUGCAAGUGCAGCACCACCUGUACCAGUCCACAGGCAGGAUCUGGCAGGACGCGCCCUCUCCUCGCUCCUCCACCGCAGCGGUGCCUCCUCACGCCAACGGAUUUUCGCAUUCCCAGGUGCACCUGCCCAGUGCUGCACCUCCUUACAGCCCCAUGGUCCUCAGAGGGUCUCAAGCUGAGCUACGCAGGGUCAAAGUUACCAGAACCAAAUCUUGUGGGCCCUUUAUUCCUUUGCAGCAACAUCCCCAAGACGCCAUCCUGCUAUCAGCGUACGAGUCUCCUCUCCCCGCCUCUGGCACCACCACAUCCUCCAUCCCCAACCUGCACCCCUACCAGACCGAGCUGUCCGGCACCUCCUUCAGCCGCAGACCGCCACAGUUCUCCCUCCCGACCCCAGAAGACUCAACGAGAAGCCUGCAUAAAGCCCUGGCGCUGGAGGGGCUGAGGGACUGGUACCUGAGGAACGCUCUUGGCUAUCCUCCCGCGGCCGCAAAGGGCCACGAGGCGGGGAUCUCUCGCCUGUCGCACCCCCACCCGCUGGUGCACCAGGCCCAGUCUGUUCAAGGUGAAUCAGGCAACCUCCAAAGGCCUCAGAUACCCCAGUCAGCCAGCUUCCACGGUCACCCUCUGCACGGAAGGUCGAUGGAGUUCUCUCUCUAUCAGGAGACUCCGGAUCCACAGAUGCAAGACAUGACCCCAAAGGAGGCCAGUGCAGACCCAGGCACGCUGGUCUGAAGCAGCAGAACACACACACAUAGACACACACACACACACACACACUGCAUUAUAUG
Molecule: messenger RNA, 1935 nt
Organism: Stegastes partitus (bicolor damselfish)
Lineage: Eukaryota; Metazoa; Chordata; Actinopteri; Pomacentridae
Gene: ccdc120b
Product: coiled-coil domain containing 120b
Exons: 9
Coding region: 26-1879 (617 amino acids)
Source: RefSeq, a predicted model, not a curated record